UGUUUGCAGCUGUUUGCAUUUGAACUCGCAGCACUUCACGUCUCCUCGUUUCGACAGCGUUUCCCGGCAGUGAACAACGACGUACAACUAACAAAAAUAUGGGGAUCGGAAAGAAUAUCUCAGACAGGAAAAAAAUGAUCAUUGUUGGGGUGCUGGCGGUCUCCAUCGUCACCAUCAUCCUGGGGCUUGGGCUGGGGCUGGGGCUGCAGCUAGAGGACUGCCGCAAUGAAGCCAUUCCCACGUCCUGUAGGCACCGCUGUUACGAGCCCUACGACACCGAGGCACCAGGCUGCCGCUGUGACAAGCUGUGUGUCCAGAGCAACAACUGCUGCUACGACUUCCAGGACAUCUGCUUCCAGCCCACUGAGCAGUGGGAGUGCACUAAAUUGCGCUGUGGAGAGACCAGGAUCGCGGACAGCAAGUGCCACUGUUCCGAUGACUGUCUGGCAGCGGGGGACUGCUGCACCAACUUCAAAAGUGUCUGUCAAGGUGAAACAGAGUGGGUGGAGGACGUCUGUGAGGAUUUGACUGCCCCUAAAUGCCCAGCAAGUUUUACAAGACAGCCACUGCUCCUUAUAUCACUGGAUGGGCUGCGUGCUGAAUAUUUGUCCACCUGGAAUAAGCUCAUUCCUGUCAUAGACAAACUAAAAAACUGUGGCACUCAUGCUCCUUACAUGCAAGCUGUGUUCCCCAGCCUUACGUUCCCCAACCACUACACCAUCACCACAGGCUUGUAUGCAGAGUCCCAUGGGCUUGUGGACAACAACAUGUAUGAUCCUGUCUUUGAUGCGUCCUUCAGUCUGUCAAACAGUGAGAAGUCCAAUCCCAGAUGGUACCAGGGCCAACCGAUCUGGCUCACUGCAAUGUACCAAGGGCUAAAGGCUGGGACCUUCUUUUGGCCUGGGUCGGAUGUCAAAAUCAAUGGAAGCUUUCCAAACAUAUAUCAAGAUUACAAUGGUAAAAUACCAUUUGAAGAAAGAGUUUUCACUGUCCUGAAGUGGCUCAGCUUGCCAGAGAAAGACAGGCCUGACUUCUUCACUCUCUACCUGGAGGAGCCUGAUAAAUCAGGACACAAUGACGGGCCGGUCAGUGGCGGGGUGGUCAUGGCCAUUCAGGAGGUAGACAGGAUCAUCGGGCAGCUGAUGAAUGGACUCAAGCAGCUUAACCUUCACCAGUGCAUCAAUAUCAUUGUUGUAGCCGAUCACGGCAUGGAGGACACCAGCUGCGAGAGGGUGGAGCAUCUUCAGAGCAUGAUCGGUGAUGUCUCGGGCCUCUAUGUGUACGAGGGUGCAUUCGGGAGGAUCCGCUCGGCGGACAAACACCAAACCUUGGACUCAGCUGAACUUGUGGCCAACAUGACUUGCAGGAAACCAGGCCAGCAAAUUAAACCCUACCUCAAGCCCCACCUUCCCAAGAGGUUCCACUAUGCCAACAACAGGCGCAUAGAGGACGUCAACGUGCUGGUCAACAUACAGUGGCUGUUCGCCAGGGAUCAAGGUUCACUCAGAUAUUGUGCUGGUGGUACCCAUGGUUAUGACAACGAUGCUGAUAGCAUGCAGGCCAUUUUUUUAGGCUUUGGACCAAAGUUUCUGCACAAAACUCAGGUUGAUCCCUUCUCAAACAUAGAGCUCUACAAUCUUAUGUGUGAUUUACUGGAGAUCACUCCAGCUCCAAACAAUGGCAGCCAUGGAAGCCUGAACCACAUUCUGCGAAAGCCCUGGCACACACCCUCCUUCCCCACUGAGCAGACCGCCCCCGGGGGCUGCCCGCUUCUGUCCCUCACACCCACAGACCCCCUGGGCUGCACCUGCCCCGCCCUGAAUGGAUCUAGUGUCAAUAACAGGCUGAAUCUGACAAGCAAUGAAGUGUCAGCUUCUGAGAAAACGAACAUGUUGUUUGGACGACCCAGAAUGCUGCGCUCCAGUGAAAACUACUGUCUACUACAUCAGCAUGGCUAUGUCAAUGCCUACAGCAAGAGCUACCUGAUGCCUGCAUGGAAUUCAUUCACUGUGGAUAAACCUGAUAACAUGGACCCCCUGCCUGCCAUCAUCCAGGAUUGCCUGCGAGCUGACGUCCGUAUCCCAGCCAACAGCAGCCCCCGUUGUGACCAGUACACUGCGGCCAGAAACAUAACCUUCGCCUUCCUCUACCCCCCAAAUCUCAACAGGACUGCUGAUGAGCACUAUGAUGGGCUGCUGAUGAGCAAUGUGGUCCCCAUGUACCCCGAGUUCAAGAAGAUCUGGAACUACUUCCACACAGUGCUCCUGAAGAAGUACGCCUGGCAGUACAAUGGCAUCAAUGUGGUGUCGGGACCUGCAUUUGAUUACAACUACGAUGGACACUUUGACACCCCUGAUCAGAUUCAGCAGUUUGUCCCAGGCACACGGAUUCCAGUGCCCACCCAUUACUUUGUGGUCCUCACCAGCUGCAGGAAUGGGUCUCUUCCACUAAGUGGCUGCAGUGAGCAGUUGCAGACCGUCUCCUUCCUGUUGCCACACAGACCGAGUAACACUGAGGCCUGCAAUAGUGAGGAGGGGGAGUCCCAGUGGGUGGAGGAUCUGAUGUGGUUCCACCAAUCCAGAGUGAGAGACGUAGAGUGGCUCACAGGAUUGGACUUCUACCAGGACAGCAGCCAGCCAAUCCCGGAGCUCCUCCGGCUCAAGACUCGGCCCACGACAGCCAUCCGCAGGAAGUCCUAAAUCCCGCUGCCAUGGGUCAUCAUGCACCGACAUCUACACCACCUCUUUCAUUUCAUCCGUGGCCCUUAAUGUUUAUGAAUGUAAAUAUAAGAUUUUACUGA
This is a messenger RNA of Megalops cyprinoides (Indo-Pacific tarpon), 2800 nucleotides long. RefSeq names its product ectonucleotide pyrophosphatase/phosphodiesterase family member 3-like. Lineage: Eukaryota; Metazoa; Chordata; Actinopteri; Elopiformes; Megalopidae. The transcript is spliced from 25 exons. Gene Ontology annotation, biological process: nucleoside triphosphate catabolic process. The coding region runs from base 99 to 2699 and encodes 866 amino acids. Gene Ontology annotation, molecular function: nucleic acid binding; nucleoside triphosphate diphosphatase activity; metal ion binding. The record is from RefSeq and is a predicted model, not a curated record.